AUGAGAGAGAUGCAGCAACGAGAAGAAAAUUCACAAAGGCAGUUGAGAGAGAUGCAGCAACGAGAAGAAAAUUCACAAAGGCAGUUGAGAGAGAUACAGCAACGAGAAGAAAAUUCACAAAGGCAGUUGAGAGAGAUGCAGGAACGAGAAGAAAAUUCACAAAGGCAGUUGAGAGAGAUGCAGCAACGAGAAGAAAAUUCACAAAGGCAGUUGAGAGAGAUGCAGCAACGAGAAGAAAAUUCACAAAGGCAGUUGAGAGAGAGACAGCAACGAGAAGAAAAUUCACAAAGGCAGUUGAGAGAGAUGCAGCAACGAGAAGAAAAUUCACAAAGGCAGUUGAGAGAGAUGCAGCAACGAGAAGAAAAUUCACAAAAGCAGUUGAGAGACUGUGACUGGAUCAUUGCUCGCCACGAAAUUCUGAUGCCAGACAAAUACCUUGGGAGGGGAGGUUGGGGAAGUGUUUAUGAAGGAGUAUAUUGUGGGUGUGCUGUAGCAGUGAAACAAAUCCAUGAUUUGAUGCUUUCUCCACAUAACAUACGCCUCUUUAAUAGAGAAAUGGAGAUUGCUUCAAAGUGUCAUCACCCUCAUUUACUACUGUUUAUCGGGGCCACAAAUGACAAAGAAAGCGCUCUGUUUGUAACCGAGCUCAUGGAAAACAAUCGGAGGACUCUGUUGGAGCAGCGGCAACUAUCUGAAAGAGAAAUACGAGCCAUUUCUUUGGACGUGGCUCGUGGACUUAAUUAUCUGCAUCAUAAAAAACCAGUACCCAUCAUUCACCGGGCUGUCAGCAGUGCUAAUGUGUUGCUAUGGCGACAGUUUGACCAAUGGAGAGGCAAAGUGUCAGAUUAUGGCACUUGUAAUUUCAUGCAACAGACCAUGACAGUGGCUCCUGGAGCUAUGAUUUACAGCGCACCUGAAGCACUUACAUCAAACCAAACAGUCAAGGUUAGUUUAAGUGAACAUUCAAGACUUUUUACUUACUAAAACUGUACACUGAAAGCUAACAGUGGCAGAAGUGAAAGUGACCUUUGUCCUUUCGCCCUCUUGUCCUGUCCGCAAACACUUCAACAUUCUUGAAUUAAAAAUGACCGUAUCUUUGUCAGGAGUCUUUGCACCUUGUUCGGCACUUUUUCCACUCUUUUAUGUUUUUCUCCAUGGAUUUGGUCCACGUGACUGGAUUUGAUAAUUUGUCCCUUCUUUUCUCUAAAGACAACGGUUAGAGGAUUGCAAAAGUUAGUAUUUUUAGAAACAAAACAAUAAAGCCAAGAACUUACCUUGAAGGCUUUUAAGGAUCUUCUCUUUUCUAGGCUUUUCUUAUCAUUUAUCGAUGAUCAUCUAUUUGGUUUGAAUUCUCGAGAUUCUCCCUCUGGUGUUACUUUAACUCUUUUUGUAAUCAGUAUACCACUAAUGAGUAAUGUAAAUAAAGAAUACUGUGGCAUAAAGUCAUGUAUUAUGAUUGUUUUUAGGUUGAUGUCUGCAGCUUUGAUGCUCUUCUCUGUGAAAUGUGCAUCCGGGAACUGCCAGAUCCUACAAGGCGAGAAGAACAAGUCGUGCUGGUAACGAACGCUGUGUUUCGCGGCCUGGUACGGCGAUGCCUGUUGAGAUAGCCUGGGACGAGACCAACCAUGCAGGGAAUAAUCGAUGAACUGAAAGAUGCCAAUGUAUCAUCUUAAUUGUAGAACCAACGCUUCACCAUAUCAUUGCUAAUUCCUGGUAAUGUGUGCCCUUAGCCUGUUCCAGUCGUUCAGAUAGUGGGGAGUGGCGCGCGCUUUUAUUUGCGUAUUCCCCACUAUCUGAAUGCCUGUGCUCUGAAAAUUGGAGAGGGCCCGGUGCUCUGAACCUGUGAAGGUUGUGAAAUCCAGGGUACCCAGGAUUUGAUUUAUGUGAAAAAAAUACUUCCUUUAUGCCCAAGUGCAAGAUUAAGGCACCAGGGACUACCGGGCACUUGCAGAGAAAGCCCUGACUGGGCGUUUACUGGUAAAAAUAGCAGCAGUUUCUGCUUGAAGAUUUAGUAUGGCCGGAUUUUCUGAUAUGAAUAAGUGUCUGUAUGAUCGUUAGAGUAGCAAAAAUGAAAAAUGAUAGCUUUAUUUUUACAUAUGCAAUACAUUACUUACAAAAUAUAUUUUUUCAUUUAUUCAGAUAUUGCUUUCUUAUGCCUGAACUUAUGAAGGUCAUAGAGCCGAAGUAGACCGCAAUAUAAAUCAAAGAUAGGAGUAGAUAAUGUAACCUGCGUCGCAGACGUAAUCUUAAUCCGGUUUAUAAUUUAGUAGUAACUUUCUUGUUCUGGGCCCUCAACGGACUGAAAGAAUUACCGGAAAUGCGUUUCGAUUUUCUCCUCCAUCUGAUUUACAAAUUAAUAAUGGUUUUUUUCAGUGGGUAACUGGCCAAUGAUAGCGCGUCCUCAAAUCCUGAUACACAGGUGGGGGCCUGAUUGAACAAGGGUUUCGGCGCUGUUUUGAAGACGAACUUAACAAGAGGCUUUAGUUCCACCGUCUGUGGCGCAGGCUAUAGAUAGGGCGCUUAUUACAAGUUGUAGAAUGCACAAUUAAACACGCGUAGUGGUUAGCAGUUACGGUAGACAUCAAAGAAGACAUUUAUAUUUGAGUUAAAACAGGGUGUACUUUAAUUCCAAUGAAGUAGGUUGUAGACGUGAAAUAGACUAACUUGACUGAAGAUACCAGUAGACAUGUCGCUUGUAACAAGUUUUAGGACAUAGAAUUAAAUACGUCCAAUAUUAAUUAGCAAUAACGGCUGACAUUUGUAUGUAGAGUUUCCUAUACUGGAUAUACGUAACGUACUUAUAAAGGGGGAUUCGUUCCUUAAUUCCUGUGUUACAUACUUAUGAAGUAGGUCACGGAUCAAUAUAGACGACUAAAUUGACUGAAGAUACUAGUAGAUAUGUCGCUUAUAAAAAGUCAAUUAGGAUAUACCACUGAAUCCGCGUGUAGCUGAGUAGGUCACCUGCUUAUGAGGUCAUACAAAUGAAAUAGGCCAUGUUAAAUAUACAAUAUUGAGUGAAGACAUAAGUAUAUGAUGGCUUAUGAAACGUUUUAGCGUUUAUGAUUAAACUUGCGAGUUAGAAAGCAAUUGUGAUCAGUUAGAGUUUGCUAUGUAAUGGUUUAUUUGAAAAAUCGAAUGCUCAUCAAUUCAGAUAUUACUUACCUAUAAAGUACGUCAUUCACGUAGAAUAGACAAUAUUCAAUAAUAAGAGAAACGAGUAGAUGUGUCGCUUAUAUUUGCGUUUUCUAUUCAACGGGUAAGUCGACUUAUAGAAUAGGAUUUUACCCCAAUAACUUAUUAAGUAUACAGUGAGUAUAGGUCGUACCCUUAAAAUAGACAAAUAUUUUAACAGAAACGAGUAGAUUAUCUUGCUUUUUGCAAGUCUUACAGGACAUUCCAUAAUUAUACAACUAUGGCGGCUUUUAAAGCCGAGGUUGAGGCGAUUUCUGUCUGUUGAGGCUGUUAUGAUGAGGGUGUGUCUUGUUUCGAGACCACAAUGCAUUUAUUUAUGCCACUAAUUCUGACAGGAAUGAGAUCGUAGAGACCAUCGUAUACAGCUCCGCACAGCUGCUAAACGCAUCGAUCACGCACUGUUUGUCGCAAUACAUUUCUUGGAAAUAUGAAGGGUGUGAGUAAGCGGACUCUCUUAUAUCUCAGCGCUUGGAGUUAAAUCAGGGCAUUCAGUUUGAGGUGGACCUAGAGCGAGGAGCAUAGAAGCUUCAAUCAAGCCACAGGCACAGUGCAUUUUAAAGAGACAAAGGUAAAUUUUUAUCUUGUUUGUUCAUAAGGCUGCCGUUUGAUUUUAGAUUUGGCGAAAGAGAUCAAGUUUUAUAUAAAAAGAAGUAUGUUGCCCUGUUUUGGCUCUUGGAAUCAUAAAGGCGAAAUGCUUCUCUUCAAGGCCUUCCAGAGUAUGGGAAAUCAAGGAGAAAGAGCUUUACACGUAAGAAGGUUUUUUUUUUACAAAUUCGAUACCGGUUAUACGUCAAUGACAUAAAUCAUAUAUAGCCUGAAUUGGUGUAAAUGUUUGCAAGACAUCUGCUGAUACACAGAAAACAGUUCUCGGAGAGAACGAUCAUGACGUUUAUGAAUGUAAAUAUUAACGCAGUUUUGCAAACUUGACAGUGCUUUCUGUUCGAUUCUUAUUUUUUCUAAGGUUCAAUCUUUUCUUUCUUUUAAUGGUCGUUGUGCGUUGUGUUUUGGCAAGACUCGGCAUAUUGCUAGUACGUAAAAGUGGAAGUGUUUUUGCCGAACGUGUUUUCUUUCUCAUUUCAUCAAGACAGAAAAAAAAUCGCCUUUAAGAAUUUCUGAACAAAGUUAAAAGCAAUACUUUGAUCUUUGCAAACUAAGAAGCUGUUUUGAAACAGUGUAGCCUAUCUCCCGCCUAUGGAAAAUCCGUAGCCUUUGUUUACUAAGGAAAUCCCGAAGACAAUGCGGAAGUUUACCUGUUUCUAAGAAUUGUGUGGUCGUACAGUGGAUUAAGUUUGAAGGUGGAAAUAUCACGGUGAGGAUAAAAGCUACCGGUAGUCUUCAGUGGCUAAAACACUGCGAGUCUGCAGUUAAUUAAUUGUCUCAAACCCUUACAGAAAAUAUGCAAGAUCUACGUGGAGCAAGCGUACUAACUCCUAUCCCAAGACAAUCAAGAGAAUUACGGCAGCACGAACGAGAUUUGGAGAGGCAGCUCAGAGAAAUGCGGCAAGGCGAAGAAAAUUUGCAAAGACAGUUGAGGGAGUUACAGCAAAACUCGCAAAGACAGCAGCAACGCGAAGGAAACCUUCAAAUGCAGCUGAGGGAGACACAGCAACGUGAAGAAAACUCACAAAGGCAGCUGAGAGAGAUGCAGCAACGCGAAGGAAACCUUGAAAGGCAGUUGAGGGAGACACAGCAACGUGAAGAAAACUCACAAAGGCAGCUGAGAGAGAUGCAGCAACGCGAAGGAAACCUUGAAAGGCAGUUGAGGGAGACACAGCAACGCGAAGGAAACUCACAGAGGCAGUUGAGGGAGAUGCAGCAAAACUCACAACGUCAGCUGAGGGAGACACAGCAACGUGAAGAAAACUUAGAAAGUCAGCUUAGGGAGAUGCGGCAGCGAUUUGAAAACUCCCAACAACGGGUUUCCACCUCAGAAAGACAGCUUAGAGACAAAGAGCAGGAAGUAAAUGAGCUUGUGUUAAGUCUUUCGUUAGCCCAGCAAACAAUAAGUGAACAGCAACAACAGAAAUCAUGCGAUUGGGUCAUUUCCCGCGAUGAAAUUCAAAUGACCAACAAAUGCCUUGGCAGGGGAGGCUGGGGAAGUGUUUAUGAAGGCGUGUAUUGUGGCUGUACUGUAGCGGUAAAGCAAAUUCAUGAUCUGAUUCUUUCCCCUCAUAAUAUUCGUCUUUUUGAGAGAGAAAUGAAUAUUGCGUCCAAGUGCCGCCAUCCUCACUUGCUGCAGUUUAUCGGCGCCACUAAUGAUGAAGGAAACCCUCUGUUUGUGACGGAGCUGAUGGAGAAAAGUCUGCGAGCUCUGUUAGAACAGCGGCAACUCUCCGAGAUAGAAAUACGUGCCAUUCUUCUGGAUGUAGCCCGAGCAAUCAACUACCUUCAUCAGAAGAAACCAGAGCCUAUCAUUCACCGGGAUGUGAGCAGUGCUAAUGUGUUGCUAUGGCGACAAGGUGACCAAUGGAGAGGCAAAGUGUCAGAUUAUGGCACUGCUAAUUUCAUGCAGCAGACCAUGACAGUGGCUCCUGGAGCUAUGAUUUACUGCGCGCCUGAGGCACUUACAUCAAAGCAAACGGUCAAG
This is a messenger RNA of Porites lobata, 5779 nucleotides long. Lineage: Eukaryota; Metazoa; Cnidaria; Anthozoa; Scleractinia; Poritidae. The record is from the annotation of a GenBank genome assembly.